Messenger RNA from Prosopis cineraria, 1308 nucleotides. RefSeq lists its product as uncharacterized. The coding region runs from base 619 to 1098 and encodes 159 amino acids. The record is from RefSeq and is a predicted model, not a curated record. Lineage: Eukaryota; Viridiplantae; Streptophyta; Magnoliopsida; Fabales; Fabaceae. The transcript has 4 exons.
UAAACUCUGUUUUCAAGACUCUUAUAGUCAUUUUCCUUGUUCUUAUUUAUCGGUAGGACAAGACCGUCCUUGUAGAAUUUUUGAAAUGACAAUCUAUUCCCUUCGCACAACUGACGCCCUGGGGUUGACACUCGGCUGCACCGUUCACCGUCGCCAUCGUCAAGCCAUUGGUCUACGUCCGCCCGGGCUCAUAACAUCGUCAAGUUGGUUUUUCUUAAUCCUAUUACUUCUCUUUUUCCGUUUUGACUCUCCCGUAAUGGAGCCGGCUCAUGAAAUCAUCUAUCAUCGACGAAUGGAUCUUUUCAUGAAAUGGGUUCAUGCCACGGUUGGUCAUGGAGAAGUUCGAUUUCCCUGAUGACAAAUAUGGGCUUUCCUUAAACCGGGUUUUGUGGGAUCUGGACCAAUUUGAGUACGUUGCAUUGGAAUAUGAAACCACGAAUUCACAAUUCCCUCUCUGAUUUUAUUUUAAAACAUUGAUUGCGAGGGUAUUUUUGUAUUUACUGAUUGUAUAUCAACAAUUUAGUCAAACGAUGUUAGGGGACUUGUUUCCCCCAGGAAAUUCCAGGAGAAAAAAAAAAAAGAGAAUCAAGAAAAACUAGCAGUUGAUGAUUUAUCACCAUGAACAAGUUGUUAGAAUUUGGAAGGAAAGCCUUAUUUUAUGUGCGAGUCCUUUCUGGAUAUGAACAGUGGAGAAUAAGAUCUUGUAGGCUGCAGCUUGAAAAACGUCUCCUGCAGGCACAAGAAAGGAAAGAAGCAGUUAGAAAAAUACCUGAGCAGAUCAUUUUAUUCGAGGUUCGUCGUAUGGUGGAAGAGAUGCAAUCUUUAGACAAGAAGCUUGAAGAAACGGAGGCAACCAUUCAAGAAUACUUCAAACCAAUUGACAAGGAAGCAGAGAUCAUAAUGAAAAUGCAGCUAGAAGAGGAAGAGAAAACCAUGACGGAGAUGAUGAAGACAAUGCAACAACAAACUUUGCUUGAGGAAGCCAAAGCAGGAAACAUCUCAAGCGUGCGACAAGCAGAGGAGUCUCUUCAGGCCAACCAGAAGAACCCAAUAGCAUCCACAGCCACUUCCACCACAAAGGAAGAUGAGAUGAGAUGACUUUGAGACCAUUGAUGAUGGUGGCUUAGACUGUGUAACGCAUUGCUGGGUAAAAUUUUGUUGAGGUUUAAUUUGAUGAUAUAACCAUAUUUUAUGGAUUUGAAUUACCGAUGCAGCUUUAGGGAACUUUCAUUGGUCAUAGUUAUUUUGUAUAUUUCAUGUAAUAAUAGUGAAAAAAAAAAGAAAUCUGCCAGUGAUAUUGUCACAGAA